Molecule: messenger RNA, 1401 nt
Organism: Limanda limanda (common dab)
Lineage: Eukaryota; Metazoa; Chordata; Actinopteri; Pleuronectiformes; Pleuronectidae
Product: sperm-associated microtubule inner protein 4
Exons: 8
Coding region: 1-1401 (466 amino acids)
Cellular component (GO): centrosome
Source: RefSeq, a predicted model, not a curated record
AUGGAGCCGGAUUCUUCACUUACAUACAACGUCCCUUCUGAUUUAAACAGGCGUUAUCCCUGUGACUAUGGAGGCGCCAUUAUGUCUGAAUAUAUCACCAGUCCAGAGCUUUAUACCAAUACUGGCAAAAAGAAAAGUAAACUUCGUCUCAAUGACCAGUUAAUACCAAAACCAACUGACAUAAAUGUGGCGGAAAAAAUGUCACAAAUUCCAACUCUAAGGGAACAUCCCUACUCAUCCCACAUCUCCCGGUUUGCAAUGUUCCCAUCCUUCCAGUCACCAGACGACCCGGUGACAGGAGUCAGAGCUGCCUCCCAACCUUACCCCAGCCGGCUCAUCCCGAACAGUGCACCAGACGUCACUCUGCAGAGCAAAACGUUUGGUGGCCCAUAUAGACAUGAAAUCUUGGAGACGCCAAUAAAAACCAAGCAGAAGGCCGUUAGGUGGACGGGAGAACACAGCUUCCGGGAUCAGUCCGACGCAUCGAAGGGGGAGAACCAAGUGUUCUACCCGACUCCUCCAAAGACGGUCCUGCCCAACCCCAAACUGCGUCACUGGGAUUUGUCUUUAUCUGAGCGGACGAGCAACAUGUUGAAAAAUCUGGAGAGGACACACUGGAUCACCUCUUACCAAAUGGACUACAAUGAAUCUGGGCCAGCCAAUCCUUUGAAAGUAGAUGACUUCGAGGAAAAAACGAGACUCAGUGGGAUCAUUUCACACACUGCAACACUGAGAGAAGGGUCUUAUCCUGUGUUUGUUCCCUCAAAACCAAAACACGCAUGUAGAAGAAGACAGGGGAGCCACGUGGGGAGGAGCACCUGCAGUCCCACUGCUGCUGAACUCCUGAAUACAUCCUCAGCUCGACAGCAAGGAGCCGCUACAGCUAUUAUAAACCAGCUUAGGCCACAAGAGAUCACAGCUCAGCAUAAUGAGGCCCCGGAUUUAAAUCCAAAGGGCCACAGUUGGUCCUUUGGAGCACAGAGGGAUGAGCCGUCCCAGGGGGCUUCACGCAGAGUAUCCAUGUCACAGAACAACCAAGAGGCAGAUAGAUCACAGCAGAACUUUAAAGUUGCAGGUAUUGAAUCACUUACUGAGUCACUAUCAAGAGCCCCUUCAGAACUGCAGAAACCAGCAGAGGGCAGAGAGCUGGCACACGGCAUCUCUAACCUCGGCAUCCUGCAGAGGCCUCGUGUCCUGCCCGGCAUCCGGCCAGGCGACAGCGCUGGGACUACGAGUGGAGCAAAUGCUCUCCUGGACCUUCAAAAUUCAUUCAGUAAGACGGCAGCACAUCGCAGGUUCAAUAACUCUAUCACACAUGCUGCUGUGGACCUGAGGGACAACGUGGUCACAGGGAGACAACACAACUUCUACGGGAUCAACUGCUGCUACUUGCAUGGAUAA